Molecule: messenger RNA, 1272 nt
Organism: Westerdykella ornata
Lineage: Eukaryota; Fungi; Ascomycota; Dothideomycetes; Pleosporales; Sporormiaceae
Exons: 8
Coding region: 1-1272 (423 amino acids)
Biological process (GO): vesicle fusion; exocytosis
Cellular component (GO): plasma membrane; SNARE complex
Molecular function (GO): syntaxin binding; SNAP receptor activity
Source: RefSeq, a predicted model, not a curated record
AUGUUCUCCGGACGCAAGAAGAAGGAAAAGGACGAGGAUGACAGCUCCAACCGCCUAGCCCUUUUCGGCUCUCGCAAGAAGGACAAGAGCACGCCUCCAGCUGCGAACCCCUAUGCCGCUCCGUCCCAAGCCGCCGACCCCUAUAACAAUCCGCCACCCCCGUACUCUGGUGGCAGCAGAAACGAUCAGUAUGGCCGGGAUAAGUCACCCGCCGUGACGGGACCGGGUCAACCAUAUGGUCGUGGACCUGGUGGGUACAGCGCACAAGGGGGUAACUAUGGCGGUGCUGGUGGAUAUGGCUCGGAUCGGUACGGAAGCGGAGGGCAAGAGCAGCCCUCGAGGAGGCCAGGCGGAUAUGGAGGACUUGGACGGGCCAACUCCAACGACACCAUGAGCACGGAAGCCGGCCGUAACGAGCUGUUUGGAAACGCUUCCCAGCGGUAUCAGGAGCGGCAGCAGCAGGGCGGACCCUCGGGAAUGGCUCCGCAGUCUGGUGCUUACGGCCAGGAAGCCCCUGGAGGGUAUGGCGCCUAUGGUGAUCGCCAGCUCACUGCUGAAGAGCAAGAGGAGGAGGACAUCAACGCGGCGAAGAGCGAGAUUAAAUUCAUCAAACAACAAGACGUUUCCUCGACUAGGAAUGCGUUGCGUCUGGCGCAGCAAGCCGAAGAAACUGGCCGUGACACACUGGCCCGUCUCGGAGCUCAAGGGGAGCGGAUACAUAACACAGAGAGGAACUUGGACCUUGCCAGCAGCCAGAACAGGAUUGCUGAAGAGAAGGCACGAGAGCUCAAGACGCUGAACAAGAGCAUGUUCGCCGUCCAUGUCUCCAACCCCUUCACUGCAUCCUCCCGACGCGAGGAACGCGACCGCAAGAUCAUGGAGACGCAUCAAGCCGAACGGGCUCAAAGGGAUGCAACCCGGAGAGCAGCCUGGUAUGUGCACUCAAAGCACUCCUUGGAAUCUUCAGCUCGCGCACAAGCCACAGCACAGAAGCUGCAGGAAAGCGGUGGUACCGGUCCUGGACGGUCGACGCUUACCGACCGCGCCAAGUACCAAUUCGAAGCUGAUUCGGAAGACGACGAGAUGGAAAACGAGAUUGAUUCCAACUUGAACGCUUUACACGGUGCUGCCAAGAGACUCAAUGCUCUCGGCCGUGCCAUGGGCGAGGAGGUCGACUCUCAGAACAAACACAUUGGCCGCAUCAUUGGCAAGACGGACAAAGUGGAUGAUCAGAUCGCUAUGAAUCGCGCUCGGCUCGACAGGAUUCAUUGA